GUGCAAUUCGGCUUUGUUUGUUUUCCAUCAAUUCCACUUCUGGCAACAAAACCUCGAGUCGCUCAGAGAUUCUUUAGAAGAAGAAACUACUAUCACACUGCGUUCGGUUAGCGCGCAAGUGACCUUUAGAUCCUCCCUCUUUUUCUGUCAUGUUGUAAUUGGCUAAGCGUGUGCCAACAGCCUGCAUACUUCUGGACUGACGCCUACAAACUCUUGAGAAAAAUAAGACAGCAGUAUCUGGUUAGUCUUCACCAUACCUACAUGCCAUAGAGGUCUCGAAACGCUUUCUAUGGACUCGAGAUUGUUUAGAAGAAUAAUGAUGGCUAUUAUGCGCUUUUGACAUGGCGAGUGUAAUUGUGCCGGUUGCUGACCAGCAGGAGCUUCUCUCUCCUCGGUGUCAUUUGGAAUGAAUAAUCUCAAAGACAGGAUCGAAUGAUGAACAGCAAGCAGGCAAAGAGUUUCAUGGAUCCCCUACCUCAAAGCAAGAGAGCAAGACUAGAGGGUACCAUGGGGACUGUGAGCAAAGCCGACAGUUUGCCUCAGUACUCUCAAGACAAGUCUUUACCCUACAGACAUACCUAUAUGUCAUGUGGACAAGAGACAUUAGAUCUUCCCUCACCAUGGAGUCCCUCUAGGAUUUUUGUAAGAACUGGAGGGAGUCCUGUGGUUUCAGCUACAGAGGGGUCAAUUACCAAUCCAAUCAUUUAUAGGCCUGAAAACAUAAAUUUCCCUGAGGACAAAGGAUCCCCCACUGGAUCAGAGGUGGUAGUGAAGCAAAAGCUUGCCUAUGAUACUAGAAGUCUGAGUAAGCAGAGCCCUAAUAGUGCAGGAUUAAUGUCCCCUGUUCCUUUUAGGAAAACCCCUUUAGGUUGCACAAGUUUAUCACCCUCACCAUCAGAAAAAUCUGGUGGACUUGCUAUUCCAAAACCAGUGUAUGCACAUAGGCCUUGCUGUGCUGGCCAAAAGUACACAGUAGGUCACAGCUAUACUAUGGACCAAGGACUGCAGAGGAUGCCCCGACAAAUGUUUGAGGAUGAUCAGAUGACAUAUUAUGGUCACUGGGAAUGCAUGCAUAAAAAGGAGUCAGAAGCUUUGAUGCAGCAUAGAUUAUUGGCAUAUGAGCAAUGUGGAGGGAAGGUACCAUUAAAAGAUGUAACCACAGAAGGCUACCAUGGUCUUAGCCAAAGCAAACCUCAAAGCCUUUCUGCUUUUUCUAAUCCAUGCCAUGGCAACUAUUUGUAUAACCAUGUUCACCCGUUUGUCCCCUCUUCACCAGAUCACUGCCAACGUUUCCAGAUGCCUAGACAGGCACAUAAAGAUAUGGCUCCUAUGUAUGAGACAGUGCCUGGGAUGCAGUAUGGAACACACAUGCAGAUUUAUCAAGACUGUCCUCUUACAUCUAAGUAUAGAGAUAUACCUCAACAUUCCGUGCUUUAUUGUCAGAAGAAUAACAUUUCUCAGGUUUACAGAACUGAGAAUUUUCAGCAAACGUCUGGCCAGCACCCUGUCCUUCAACCUUUCUUUAGAGAUUUCAGGCAGCACUACCCUUUGGUCUCUCCAGGCCACCCAGUUGUCAGGAACGUAGCUGCAUAUCCUGCCUGUAGAACACACACAAACCCGUUUAGUAAGAGAGCUUUUUGUCCUCCUGUCUUGCAGCAAGUAGAACAACCGCUGGACUUUUCCAUGCGGCAAGAAAAGAAUGCUGAGUCCAACCAGGAACAACCUCUUCAAGGACAGCUUGGAGUUAAAGGGACUUUCCAUCAAACUGACUCUCAAGCCCACUAUAUGGUUUCAAAUAAAAAUUCACCCCUGGAGAGUCCAUGUCAGGGACAAGAUAAUUGUCCGCUUAAAAGUCAAAGUUAUACAAACUCUUCUACAUGCACUGGUGAUAUAUUCAGUAAAAAGCAGAGUUUAGGUUUUUCAGACAAAGCAAGUAAUGUUGCUGUCGUAUCUAAAAAGCUCAGGGUGGAAACUGACAAAAGCUCUGAAAAUGAUUCUUUGGUUAAACUUCAAACAACACAGCAGCUGAAAGCUUAUGAGACUAAGCCCCAUUCCUCCCCCCCAAUGCCAGUAAUUAACAAAGUUUUUAGUCUGGCCCCUUACAAAGCCUACUUAGAAGGUACAGGUUUAUUAUCACCUGCACAAGAUCCCAGCUGUCCAAAUCAGCUUCCUAACUCGAAGCCUCAAAUAGAUGAAAGAGAAGCACAAAACUCUGACCCACAAACAAAGUUAGACAAAUAUGUUAAAUUGAAAAUCAAAACUGAGAAAAUAGAGCCUGAUGAAAGGGUUUGUCAGUCAGAAAAAGAGAGCCAGAGUCCUGUGAUUAGUCAGAACAAUCACAAUGUAAAUGUUAAAGAAGAACAAGACAAUUUAGAAUCAACAGAGGAUGAUUCCAAACACAACCUUGUUAUGAAGACUGGACUUUGUUCGUGUUCUGAAAUGUCAGAACACCCCCUUAAAUGCACUAUUGCAUGUAGUGUGAUGGAUGGAGUUGCUGUGCAAAACGGUGACAAAAAACAAUUAGAUUUUCCAGCUUCUUUAUCUACCAAACCCCUAAUUCAAUCUAAGGAUACAUUUUCCCUCAACAAAAUCCCUCCUCAUUGCCUUAAAUUGACCAGCUUUAAAAUAGUUUUGCCUGAACUCUUCAAAACUCCAAUAUCUCCAGUCCCUGAAAUACUUCGAACUUCUGCUGAGAAUAAAGUAGCCAUAAGCAGUAGACAAGCCCGGUAUCAGUUCAUGGAGCUUCACCAGUCACUCUGCAGACUUGUCUCUGGGUGCAUUUCUCAAACCUCACAUUGUGAGCUCAGGAACUGGUUAUCCAAUUUGGACCUGGAUGAGUCAAUUCCUCUUCAAGCUAAAACCCAAAAGGUUUCAUGCCUUCUGGGCUCUAAGGCUAGGGAGAUGUGGAUGAAAGAUGAAGAAAUUGUGAGAGCACUCCAUAAAGUUCUUUACCAACUUGAGAACUAUGUCCGAAUUCAAGAGUGCCCCUUUCCUCAUGUCAUCAGAGCAGGGGCCGUGUUCAUCCCCAUGCUGGUGGUAAAGGAGGUGCUAUUCCCACAUGUCCAGGGUACAUUCAUAGACCAGGUUUUACAAGAGCAUCGAGUUGAGCUGCGGCCAACCACACUGACAGAGGAGAGACAGCUGACUCAGCUCCACAAGCGUGCUUUUUCUUCUAAGUUAAGGAGGCUCCUGUCCCUUAAACACCUGCCAGAUAUCUAUCCAGAUGUCCUCAACCUCCUCUACUAUGCUGGAGUCUGCAAAUUCAUCGAUUCUACUCCUACAGAUGAUGCACAGAAGAAGUGAACUCCACUUUGAAAAAGGAAUGUGUGCAAUUCUCCGAUGAAGCUGAAAGUACUUUUAACGAGUUUGAGGUGCACUGCGUAUCACCAAGGCCACACACGGCAGACACCACCACAUGCCUGGAGAAUGUGAAGC
This is a messenger RNA of Tachysurus vachellii, 3435 nucleotides long. RefSeq names its product chromosome 9 C15orf39 homolog (gene prmt2ip). Lineage: Eukaryota; Metazoa; Chordata; Actinopteri; Siluriformes; Bagridae. Bases 433 to 3303 code for a protein of 956 amino acids. The transcript has 4 exons. The record is from RefSeq and is a predicted model, not a curated record.